This is a messenger RNA of Durio zibethinus, 933 nucleotides long. The record is from RefSeq and is a predicted model, not a curated record. Lineage: Eukaryota; Viridiplantae; Streptophyta; Magnoliopsida; Malvales; Malvaceae.
UGCCACCAUAGAUGCAUUCUUGGAACCAAGGUUUAAAAUUUUUUUUUUUGGGGUAAAAUAACAAGGUUUUCAAUGAACAUAUCGUAUAGGCAGCUCUUUAAUUUUCAAAAUACAAAUAUAUCAAGGUACAAGAUCAAAUACACCGUAACAUAAUAGCUUUUGAAGUCCAAAGUAGUACUAUUACCUCAAAGCUAUAUAGCAAAGUUAUCAUGAAUGUUGUAAAUGUGCACAACCAUCAUCCAAUGCAAAGAAUCUGUCCAAAUACCAAACUCUAAAACCGCAACCAACUUUGAAUUGAAUGAUGAAUUAAGCGAAUAUAUAGUAUCCCUGGUCUAUAAGCUGAACCAAUCAUCGGAAAACCCUCCAUCUACCGUCACACUUGUCUUGCAAAGGACUGUUGCUGUUAGUGUAUAUAUCUGUUGCAUCACCAAAAAUUAAGCAUCUAAGAUUUACUUGGCUAGUAGUGUUUUUGUUCUUUGAAGAAAAUGAACCAAUCCCAGAAUACAAGCUUCCAAGCUGGCGAGGCUAAGGGCCAAACUCAGGAGAAGACCAGCCAGAUGGCAGACAAGGCUAGGGAUACUGCACAAUCUGCUAAAGAAUCAUGCCAAGAGGCUGGUCAGCAGAUGAAGGCUAAAGCACAAGGGGCAGCUGAUUCCUUGAAGGAUUCAAUGGGGAUGAACAAAUGAAACUGCCGGUUGAUCCCACCACACCCUACCCUGGGGCACUUUGAGCUUUUGAUUUUUCUGUUUCUUUUGGCAACAUUUUCUUCAUUUUGCUCAUGUUUCCUUCGAGCUACUUAGAAGUGGUAAGAGAUAAUAGGAAAAGUUUCCUAUUUCUGCCCAGAAUAGAAUAAUACAAACGAUCCAGUUGCUAGAAAAACUCUUGUCCAUUUGUUGCUUUUAAUAACCCAUGGGACAAAUUAUUCAAAACAUA